Molecule: messenger RNA, 1005 nt
Organism: Thyridium curvatum
Lineage: Eukaryota; Fungi; Ascomycota; Sordariomycetes; Thyridiales; Thyridiaceae
Exons: 3
Coding region: 1-1005 (334 amino acids)
Source: RefSeq, a predicted model, not a curated record
AUGUGCAAUCAAGCAAAGCUGAGGGAUCUAGUUGGGUACCUCGAUGACAUGGCCUCAUCAAAUCUUUCCAAGGUUUCUGCGCUGCUGCUCGCUUCGGCCAGCCUGAGCUCAGCAGCCUGGCAAGGACUCGAGUCGAAACCUACCAUCAUGCGGCGCAACAUCACGACCGAAGAUCCGUCAGCAAGCUUCAACGAUGCACUCGAUAACCACCCCAAUGCCACUGGGAGAUGGGGCACCAUCGGCUUCGACUUGACCAAGCCCUAUGUCGGCGUGGGCAGCAACCAGCCGGGUUGGAACCUCGAGAUCCACGUCGCCGCCAACCUCACGCAUCGCGCCAACUCGACGACCAACUCGAACCCAGCUCGCAUCUACCUCAAGGCGCCCGAUAACGCGUUCGGCAAGGAUCAUAAGCCAAUCGACCCGGGUUGGACCACCUGCGCUUACACGUGGAUCCACGAGCUCCACGGUAUCGAGUCGGUCCAGGAGCUUCGCAAUAGUGACCCCAAUGCGUUAUGCACGAAACUGCUGUCGGACAAGUGCGUCUCGGCGCUCAAGGAUGCCGUCAAAAGCGCUGCCUGUGGCAGUUUGGUCAGGGUGCCGAGUGGCUGUGAUAACCAGAUUGUGAGCUCGGGGAACAAUGCAAACGGCUAUGGCAGGGAUCAAGGCCAGCUUGUCAACGACACGAGCGGAUCUUACACGACCUUCACAUCAUUCCCGCCGUACAACCAACCAGGCAACGACACUGACGCUGCCAACGUCUACGACUACGCCGUCACAACGGUGUGGCCGGUGGCAAUCUCUUAUAUUUACAAUCACCCUAACGGCACCAACAGCAGCCACUCCGACUUCCGCUGUCUGCAGGCCAUGCACAUCGUCGAUGGUAGCCGCCACCCUGAGAGCCUAGGCAAGCGACCGCAGACCUCAGCCGCUGGUAUAGCUGCCCCAGCUGCUCUGUGGCAGAUCAUGUCUAUCGGUACCUUUGUCGUUGGCUUGAUGAUGGCUUAA